AUGGUCCUGUCAGGGCGCCGGCGUCGUGGUGUUUGGGCGGCCGCCACCUAAGAGACUUUGGUGGGGCAGACUCGGGGGCAGCUCGUCCCCGGCCUCGCUCCCAGCUUGCACCUCCCGGCUCGCGGGCCUCACCGUAGGGCGCGCGUGCGGGCCGGUGUCGCGGCCGCCUUGGGGCCUGGGCCCAGCCGCAGCCUCCUCCACCGCCGCUGGCUCGGAGGGGCCGCGAGAUGCAGCCGCCGGGCCCACCCCCGGCGUAUUCCCCCUCGAACGGGGACUUCACCUUUGUCUCUUCGGCAGACGCGGAAGAUCUUAGUGGUUCAAUAGCAUCCCCAGAUGUCAAAUUAAACCUUGGUGGAGAUUUUAUUAAAGAAUCUACAGCUACUGCAUUUCUGAGACAAAGAGGAUAUGGCUGGCUUUUGGAAGUGGAAGAUGAUGAUCCUGAAGAUAACAAGCCACUCUUGGAGGAAUUGGAUAUUGAUCUAAAGGAUAUUUACUACAAAAUCCGGUGUGUUCUGAUGCCAAUGCCAUCACUUGGUUUUAAUAGACAAGUGGUGAGAGACAAUCCUGACUUUUGGGGCCCUCUGGCUGUUGUUCUUUUCUUUUCCAUGAUAUCAUUAUAUGGACAGUUUAGGGUGGUCUCAUGGAUUAUAACUAUUUGGAUAUUUGGUUCCCUAACAAUUUUCUUACUGGCCAGAGUUCUUGGUGGAGAAGUUGCAUAUGGCCAAGUUCUUGGAGUUAUAGGAUAUUCACUACUUCCUCUCAUUGUUAUAGCCCCUAUACUUCUGGUGGUUGGAUCAUUUGAAGUGGUAUCUACACUUAUAAAACUGUUUGGUGUGUUUUGGGCUGCCUACAGUGCUGCUUCAUUGUUAGUGGGUGAAGAAUUCAAGACCAAAAAGCCUCUCCUGAUUUAUCCAAUCUUUUUACUAUACAUUUAUUUUUUGUCCUUAUAUACUGGGGUGUGAUCUAAGUCAUAUAUGAGUAGAAAAAGACAUGUUACAUUUGUGUGUGUAGGCUGGGAACUCUUGCUAAGGGGAUUGAAGAAAUCCUGUUGCUGGUAAAAUUUUACAUGUUCCACAUGUAAAGGCAGGUUGAAAGUCUUUUUAAAACAACAUUUUUUUGUAUUAUUUGCAGUUAUCUGGAUUUUUUUUGGUCAGAAUUCCGAAUUCUGUUUGAUUCUUCAUAUUCCAGUGAAUAAAAUUUAAAAGCAUUGUGUUUUUAA
Herpailurus yagouaroundi (jaguarundi) is the source of this 1219-nucleotide messenger RNA. RefSeq names its product Yip1 domain family member 4 (gene YIPF4). The coding region runs from base 228 to 962 and encodes 244 amino acids. The record is from RefSeq and is a predicted model, not a curated record. The transcript has 6 exons. Gene Ontology annotation, cellular component: membrane; trans-Golgi network. Gene Ontology annotation, biological process: vesicle fusion with Golgi apparatus; endoplasmic reticulum to Golgi vesicle-mediated transport. Lineage: Eukaryota; Metazoa; Chordata; Mammalia; Carnivora; Felidae.